Thyridium curvatum is the source of this 1407-nucleotide messenger RNA. RefSeq lists its product as uncharacterized. The record is from RefSeq and is a predicted model, not a curated record. The coding region runs from base 1 to 1407 and encodes 468 amino acids. The transcript has 2 exons. Lineage: Eukaryota; Fungi; Ascomycota; Sordariomycetes; Thyridiales; Thyridiaceae.
AUGCCUAUGUGGCCCUGCGACUUUGAGGGUUGCCCAAGGCCGGCCGUUCGCACUUUUGGGGAUUGCAUCCUCUGCAAUCGCCACCUUUGCUCCGUCCAUCUCCAACCUGCAUUUCAUAGCUGUCCCAAAUGGGAGGAGGCAGAUAUCUAUGAUCCAGCAGCUAGAGCGGCAGAAGCACGCGAGCUGACGGAGCUGUUCGGGAAGAUCAAUGUUGCCGCUCUCGCGGCGCGAGCUAGCUCUCUACGCGGUGGGAUACCUUGCUCUAUCCCCCCACUUCAGUAUGACGUAUCCACGCGAAGUUCUGUGAUGGGCGGCAUGAAUUAUCACAUCGAAUUGACCUUUGACGACGGAAUUCAAUGGAUCGCCCGUAUUCGCAGGUCCAACGCCACAUCCCCGCCCGCAGCAUUGCGAGACUACAUCAUCCAGAGCGAGGUCGCAACCCUCAAAUUCCUGGAGCCAGUUGGUCUGCCUUCCCCAAGGGUGUUUGAUUUUGCACUAGAAAAUGCAAACAAUCCUGUCGGGGUUGGUUAUAUCCUCAUGGAGAAGCUUGCCGGCAAGUCCUUGAGAUGGUCUCUCGCAACACAACAACAGAAAAAGACUGUCAUGAAUCAGCUUGCAGAUGUAUUUAUUGAACUGCACAAAUACCCGUUCGAUCUUCUCGGCUCCCUCGACCGCCCAGGUGACGCCCAUAUCGGCGCAUUUGCGCGAGAGUCGCUCACCGCCUUUGCACAGUCCGAAAUGCGUCCCAUCGGUCCGUUGUCCUCCUCAGAGCAGUAUCACGACUCCUCGCUUCAGCUUAUACUGGACCUCAUUCUACGAGGAGAAAUGUAUUCGCAACACGCGGUAGACGCCUAUCUCAUCCACCGCUUCCUCGUCGAUCUGAUCCCGCUAGUAUCGCCAUCGCCAUCCCCAUCGUCACCUUCAAUGCAGAACGGCCGGAAGUACUACCUAAAGCACGCGGAUGAUAAAGGAGACCACAUCUUGGUAGAUGACGAUUUCAACAUCACCGGCAUCAUCGACUGGGAGUGGGCUCAGACUGCACCACCAGCUCAUGCAUUCAACUCUCCAAUCGGUCUGCUGCCAGUCGCAAGCUUCUACGACGGCGUCAAUGAUCUGGGUGACGAUGAAAUCGUUUUUGCGCGUCUGCUCGAAGAGAAGGGCCGUCAGGACCUAGCGGCGUUUGUUUGGAACGGCCGGGUACAGCACAGGUUCUCAUUCUGUUGCGGUUACGAUCUCGCGGACUGGAGAGGAUUCCUUGGCCUUUUCCAGGGUCUUCGAAAUGCUGUGAAAGUGGAUGAAGGCCUAGACUGGGAUGAGUGGAAAGCCGUCGCAUUGCAUCGCUACAAGGAGGAUGUAGGACUGCAGUUGCUAUUGUCCAGACGCGAGGUCACCGCGUCUGGACCAUGA